Molecule: messenger RNA, 614 nt
Organism: Clarias gariepinus (North African catfish)
Lineage: Eukaryota; Metazoa; Chordata; Actinopteri; Siluriformes; Clariidae
Gene: atg12
Product: ATG12 autophagy related 12 homolog (S. cerevisiae)
Exons: 4
Coding region: 40-417 (125 amino acids)
Biological process (GO): autophagosome assembly; nucleophagy; autophagy of mitochondrion
Cellular component (GO): cytoplasm; Atg12-Atg5-Atg16 complex; phagophore assembly site membrane
Source: RefSeq, a predicted model, not a curated record
UUUUUGCACACUCUGUGCAUAAUGUUUUGAAGCUAGAGGAUGUCUGACAACGGUGAGUCUCCUACAGAACCACAAAAAGAAGAAUUAUCGACACAGAACCAACAGAAUGUCGCCGGAGAUUCCGGAGACCCCGCGAAGACUGAGGAGAAGAAAAAGAUUGACGUGCUGUUAAAAGCAGUUGGAGACACUCCUAUCAUGAAGACUAAGAAGUGGGCAGUAGAGCGAGAGAGGACUGUUCAGGCUCUCGCUCAGUUCAUCUCACGCUUUCUUAAAUUAGAGGCCAACGAACAACUGUUUAUUUAUGUCAAUCAGUCGUUUGCUCCGUCCCCAGACCAAGAAGUGGGUGUCCUUUUUGAUUGUUUUGGCAGUGAUGGGAAACUUGUUCUUCAUUAUUGCAAGUCACAAGCCUGGGGUUGACCUUUCAAAGUUUUACAUUCCAUCUCUCUCUCUCUCUCUGUCUGUUUCUGGCACACGCUCUCACUCACACUCACACUCUUUAACUCACCAGUAUGGUCAGCAUUUUUUUUUUUAUGAUUAAUUAUCUGUUAUUUGUGUUUGUCUUAAUAUCUUUAUGGCUUAAUAAUGUAAAUAAAUUAUUAUAAAACCAUAUCAAG